AUGAGGAAUACAAAGUUCCCUAUACGUUAUCUAAUCGUCAUUUUGACCUUCCUUUGCACCUGUGUAUGUUACAUUGAACGUGUAGGCUUUUCAAUUGCAUACACAAUUGCUGCAGAUGAUGCAGGAGUUAGUCAAUCAAGCAAAGGCACCAUUCUGUCAACAUUCUAUUAUGGGUAUGCUUUUUCUCAAGUCCCUGGUGGAUGGGCAGCUCAAAAGAUUGGAGGAAGGCGUAUUCUCCUUUUCUCAUUUGUGAUAUGGUCUUUAACAUGUGCAUUAUGUCCAUUAGACCCUAAUAGAGUAAUGGCUCUAGUUAUAGCUCGUUUACUUGUUGGGGUAGCUCAAGGGUUUAUCUUUCCCUCUAUUCAUACAGUUUUAGCACAGUGGGUCCCACCACACGAAAGGUCAAGGUCUCUUUCUCUCACAACUUCCGGAAUGUACCUAGGUGCUGCUCUUGGCAUGCUUUUUCUCCCUACUUUAGUGAAGUUCAAGGGCCCACAAUCUGUUUUUCUUGCUGAGUCAGCUUUAGGUGGUUUAUGGUCACUUCUUUGGCUAAGAUUUGCUAGUGAUCCCCCUCGUUCUGAUCACCCGAAAGCAACUGCAGCUGGUUUUGGAGAAUAUUUGUUGCCAAUUAGAGAUUAUCAAAAGUUGAACGCAGAAAUAAUAACUACUCAAAUCCCAUGGAGGAAAAUCUUUCUGAGCUUACCUGUUUGGGCUAUUUUAGUCAAUAACUUCACAUUCCAUUACACUUUAUACGUGCUUAUGAACUGGUUGCCAACAUACUUUGAACUUGGGUUGAAGUUCAGUCUUCAAGAAAUGGGUUCUUCUAAAAUGAUGCCAUAUCUGAACAUGUUUGUUUUUUCAAAUAUUGGUGGGAUUAUUGCUGACCACAUGGUAACAAAGAGAAUCUUGUCUGUGACAAAUACAAGAAAGGUUUUGAAUACUGUAGGGUUUUUAGUGUCUGCAGUCUCAUUAAUGUUGCUUCCUCUUUUUAGAACAUCUGAAGGGGUGAUACUUUGUUCUUCAGUGGCUCUUGGUUUUCUUGCAUUAGGAAGAGCUGGAUUUGCAGUGAAUCAUAUGGAUAUUGCUCCUAGAUAUGCUGGAAUUGUGAUGGGUGUCUCUAAUACAGCUGGCACUUUAGCUGGUAUUGUUGGAGUUGAGCUUACUGGGCAGCUUCUAGAAGCUGCAAAAACCAAGAAUUCAGAUCUUUCUAGUCCUGAUAGCUGGAGGGCAGUUUUUCUUAUACCUGGAUUACUCUGCAUUGCAAGUUCUGUGAUUUUCCUUUUAUUUUCAACUGGAGAGAGAAUAUUUGAUUGA
Lactuca virosa is the source of this 1314-nucleotide messenger RNA. The record is from the annotation of a GenBank genome assembly. NCBI's taxonomy places the organism in Eukaryota, Viridiplantae, Streptophyta, Magnoliopsida, Asterales, Asteraceae.